AUGGCUGCGUGCGCCACGAUCGUCGCCCUUGCCUUCGUCUACCUAUAUUUCGUCCACUUUCAGGCGCCACUGGAGCCGGGCACCACUCUACUGCCUCCAGCGAGUGCCUACUACUGCUCGACAGAGUUCUGCAACCGAGAAGCUGAAAGGCUCAAGUCUCUCUUGAGCAGCACGACGGGGCCUUGCGACAAUUUCUACCAGCACGUGUGCGACAAGUGGGUUCGUAGUCAGCGCUUGGAGAGCCCUGGAACUGGCACCGCAGUUUCUAGUGACACAAUCAUCCAAGACCGGCUCAUCGAUAGUCUGGCAGCCGAUCUGGUAUCGAGUAAACAGGCCACUGUAGCCCUCGAGCUAUACAACUCGUGCACAGACCGCACUCAAUCUGGCAGGGCGUUUGCAGCCAUGGAUGACCUGUUUCGGCAGUGGACGAUCGGCCGCUGGCCAUUAUACGCGUUAGCUUCUGCCAGAGACGUGUGGUAUUUUGCUGGCGAGCUUCUCAAAGACGUCGGGCUGAAUGCGCUAGUAGACGUACACGUAGCCGUCGACUCGGAAGACCCCACCAAGGUCGCUAUAGGGUUGAAAAAGCCGUCUUUUCUCUUUUCCUGCAACGAUGUUGCCCGGCCUGGUGUCAUUAACAUGCUUCAAGACGCGCUCGUGGAAACCAUGGGAGCUGUCGCGCGUUCAGCCAACCAGCAGCUCGUCGACGAAGUCAUGCAAGUCAUCACUCGCCUUAGCGCCAGUCCCCUUGAGCCGCCCGUUUCGGAGACCGGUAUGCGUGGUUUCAACGUGGUUAGGCUGUCGGACAUGGACCCUGGCGUCGUCGAUCUUCUGAGAGCUACGUUUGGCAAUGACUCCUCGCUUGGCAAGGAAACGAAGGUAGUGCUCAAGUCGGCAGAUUUCCUUCAGGGACACCUAGUCGCAGCACUUAGAGAAUUGCCGCCGCGUGCUGUGAUGAACUAUUUGGGCUUUCUGGUUUUCAUCAACCUCGCGCCAUUCUUCCUCGACAGGCACCGACUCCUCCGUCAGCUCUUCAGCAAGAGCGUCCUCGGUAGGACUCUUCCCGACGUGUCGAACACGGGUCGGCUGUGCCUGGUGGCCGUGGAACGUGUGCUGCCUGGAUGCUUCGCGAAGAUAUCGAGCCAAUAUUUCCAGGCCUCGGGUGGCAUCGUCGCCAACAAGCUCUCGCAGCUGGUGACCAGCUUUGGGCGCAGCGUCGAAUAUCUUGCCUGGAUGGACGACAUGGCUGUCGUCUUGUCCCGCUAUCUCCUCAAAGAAUUCGCGACGACAACGAGCAGCAACGACAGCGCCUUCUGUCCCGCGUCUUUCACCUCGUACGCGGGCGACAGCUCGGUGAAGUUCUACGUGGCCGUGUCGCGAGACCGCCAGCGAAGAAUGCUCAGGCUGCUGACGAAAAGCGACAGCGGUGACAUGGCGCCAGUGUGGCGCUCACAGCUUCUGACCACAGCGACUUACGACGCCCCCAGAAGGCGGCUGCAUAUCCCCGCGGCGCUGUUCAACGUGUCCGUGCCUGCUAACACGAGCCACUUCUCGCUUCACUUCGCGCGCUUUGCCGUGCGCUUCUAUCGAGCCGUCGUGGAGGCGCUGCUGCUCAGGGACGCCGUCCAGCCGUCGCUGCGCUACAGCGACGACCUGCAGCGGCGCUUCGAGCACCUGCUCGGCUGCUUCGAGUGGGAGCUACGGCAGCUUCCUGCUGGCCUCAGCCACUCGGCCGUUGCCCCGCACUCGGUGACGGCACGUGGUGCUUUCCUGCAGCAGACAGUGGCAGUGCAGCUGGCCUUCAGAGCUUUCCAGGCAUGCAGAUCUUACUUACAUUAUAAGUGA
Messenger RNA from Dermacentor andersoni, 1842 nucleotides. RefSeq names its product neprilysin-11-like. The record is from RefSeq and is a predicted model, not a curated record. Gene Ontology annotation, biological process: protein processing. Gene Ontology annotation, molecular function: metalloendopeptidase activity. Lineage: Eukaryota; Metazoa; Arthropoda; Arachnida; Ixodida; Ixodidae. Gene Ontology annotation, cellular component: plasma membrane.